Ectocarpus siliculosus is the source of this 762-nucleotide messenger RNA. The record is from the annotation of a GenBank genome assembly. NCBI's taxonomy places the organism in Eukaryota, Phaeophyceae, Ectocarpales, Ectocarpaceae.
AUGGCCACCACCAUGGACGCCCUGGACGAGGUGCACUUCGUCAACCCCGACGCCGUCCGGGCGCGCUCCCGCCGCCGCGUCAAGCUCACCGCCGCCCGCGCCCGGCUGGCCGCCCUGGCAGCUAGCGGGGGCGGCGCGUCUUCCCUGGGGGAGGAAGGCGCCGGCCCCGGCGUGAGCGAGAAGGAGGUGCGCAAGCAGCAGAGGAUGCUGAGGAACCGGGAGUCGGCCGCCCUGUCGAGGAAGCGGAAGAGCGACCGCAUCGGCGAGCUGGAGAUCCAGGUGGAGGCCCUCCAGGAGGAGAACCGCCGCCUCCGCCAGCGAAUCGACCGCAAAGAGGACGACGGCCGCGACGCGGGCAACGGCAACGGCAACGGCCGCGUCUUCAACGCGGGCGAGAUGACCGCCUCGUGCUCCCCGCCGGCUGCGGCCGCGGGCAACGGCUGCGUCAUCAACACCGCCGCGUCGCCCCCCCCGCCGGCGACCGCGGCCUGGGCUCCCACCGACCUCGCCGCAAGGGCCGCACUGGCUGCCACUUCUUCCAUCAUCCUCCCUUCUGCGUCUACGACCACCAUCAUCCCCACCACGCCGCCCGCCACCAACAGGGACCUCGCCGCUGGGAUCAAGGUUUUCCGCGGGGGGCCUGGCGUACCCGUCGCCGCCGCCUCCACCUGUUCGGCCACUGCGUCUUCUGCUUCUUCUUCCUUCCCGGCUUCUGCCAACGCUUGCUUUAAUAUGAUCUCGCGACCCGCAGUGUUUGCGUAA